This is a messenger RNA of Meyerozyma guilliermondii ATCC 6260, 2562 nucleotides long. RefSeq names its product MCM DNA helicase complex subunit (gene MCM2). Gene Ontology annotation, molecular function: 3'-5' DNA helicase activity; ATP binding; single-stranded DNA helicase activity. Gene Ontology annotation, biological process: mitotic DNA replication initiation; double-strand break repair via break-induced replication; DNA replication. Gene Ontology annotation, cellular component: MCM complex; nucleus. The transcript has a single exon. Bases 1 to 2562 code for a protein of 853 amino acids. The record is from RefSeq and is a predicted model, not a curated record. NCBI's taxonomy places the organism in Eukaryota, Fungi, Ascomycota, Pichiomycetes, Serinales, Debaryomycetaceae.
AUGUCAAGUCCAAAUCACAGAAAAAGACAGGCCGACGACGGGGAUGCCGCAGGCCGGUCUUCUCCAUCCAUCGCGUCCAGUCCUCAAUUGCCCCCUUCUUCACCUGCUAUUCCAUUUGCUGACGAGGAAGAAGAAAUCAUCGACGAUGUCCACGAUCUCAAUGCCUCCGAUGAGGAUGACGGCGAGGACUUGUUGGACAACCUCGAGCAGGAUUACCGACGCAACGAGUCGCAGGACCACUACGACUUGGGAGAAGGAAACAUCGACGACGAGGAAUACGAGGAAUUGGACGCUGCAACGAGAAGACGGAUCGACCAGCAGAUGGACAGAAGAGAUGACUUUAUGGGAAGAACCAACGACCGGUCUCGAAGACAGGCAUAUAUGGACGACGACGAAGACGAUGAUGUGGGAGAGGUCGAUCAAUAUGGGCUUCCUGUUCAAAGACGCCGUAGAAGACAGUACGACGACCAUGACGAUAUGAUGGAAGGAUUUGAAAUCGAUCCUUUUAACGAAGAAUUGUCGCUAGAAAGCUUGAGCGACGUCAAGGCAGCUACUGUCACCGAGUGGAUUCUCCAGCCGGCCGUAUCAAAGUCAAUUGCCCGGGAACUCAAAUCUUUUUUGCUUGAAUACACCGAUGAAAAAGGUCGUUCCGUCUACGGUGCCAAGAUCCGAACUUUGGGAGAGGUCAAUGCCGAGUCGUUAGAGGUGUUCUACGACCACUUGGCCGAUUCCAAAGCUAUUUUGGCACUUUUCUUGGCAACUUCUCCAACGGAAAUGUUGAAGAUUUUCGACAUCGUUGCCAUGGAAGCCACUGAGCUCCAUUACCCCAAUUAUUCUCAAAUCCACCAGGAAAUCCACGUCCGUAUCACCAACUUUCCCAACUUGUUGACGUUGAGAGACCUCCGCGAAAGCAACCUUAAUUCGUUGAUCAAAAUCUCCGGUGUCGUCACUCGUCGUACCGGCGUUUUUCCCCAGCUCAAGUAUGUCAAAUUCGACUGCUUAAAAUGCGGUGUAGUUUUGGGUCCUUUUGUCCAGGACUCCAAUACAGAGGUCAAGAUCUCGUUCUGUACCAACUGUCGAGCCAAGGGACCUUUCCGCAUCAAUUCCGAGAAAACCCUCUACCGAAACUACCAGAGAAUCACUCUCCAGGAAUCUCCAGGAAGCGUUCCAGCAGGAAGAUUGCCCAGACACCGAGAAAUUAUCUUGCUCUGGGACUUGGUAGACAUUGCCAAACCCGGGGAAGAAAUCGAAGUCACGGGAAUUUACAAGAACAACUAUGAUGGCCACUUGAAUGCGAAGAAUGGAUUUCCUGUUUUUGCGACGGUGAUCGAGGCAAACUCCAUUAAACGCAAGGAAACAACAGCUUUUGGCGACGGCAUUAAUGCGUGGACCGAAGAGGAAGAGCGGGAAUUCCGCAAACUUUCCAAAGAACGUGGAAUCAUCGACAAAAUUAUCAGUUCCAUGGCUCCGUCUAUUUAUGGUCACAAGGAUAUCAAGACCGCCGUAGCAUGUUCCUUAUUCGGCGGAGUGCCCAAGAACGUCAACAACAAGCUUUCCAUUCGAGGAGACAUCAAUGUGUUGUUGUUGGGAGACCCUGGAACCGCCAAGUCGCAGAUAUUAAAGUAUGCCGAAAAGACUGCCAAUCGUGCUGUUUUCGCUACUGGGCAAGGUGCUUCUGCUGUGGGAUUAACGGCGUCCGUAAGGAAAGAUCCCAUUACUCGAGAAUGGACUUUGGAAGGAGGAGCGUUGGUUUUGGCCGAUAAAGGAACCUGCUUGAUUGACGAGUUCGACAAGAUGAACGACCAGGAUCGAACCAGUAUUCACGAGGCCAUGGAACAGCAGUCUAUCUCGGUGUCCAAGGCAGGUAUUGUCACGACAUUGCAAGCCCGGUGUGCCAUUAUUGCGGCUGCAAAUCCUAAUGGAGGAAAGUACAAUUCGACAUUGCCGCUUUCACAAAAUGUUGAUUUGACCGAGCCGAUCUUGUCUCGUUUUGACAUCUUGUGUGUUGUACGAGACUUAGUGAAUCCAGAACUGGACGAAAGAUUGGCCAGUUUCGUCAUUGACUCGCACAUGCGGUCGCACCCAGCACUGGCUGAAGAUGGUGAAAACGACGACGACAUGGAAGAAGACCAAGAUAUAAAUACACCAAGAAGGAAAACCAGACAGCAGCGGAACGAACAGGCUCUCAAAGAAAAAGAAAGUGAGAUUUCCCCCAUUCCACAAGACUUAUUGGUCAAGUAUAUCAACUAUGCGCGAGUCAAGGUUCUGCCCAAACUCCACCAGAUGGACAUGGAUAAAGUUUCGCGAGUGUAUGCCGACUUGAGACGAGAGUCCGUUACCACAGGCUCGUUUCCCAUUACUGUCAGACACUUGGAAAGUAUUCUCAGAUUGGCAGAGGCAUUUGCCAAGAUGCGACUCUCGGACUUUGUGAGUCAAAAUGACCUUAACCGGGCCAUCAAGGUGAGUAUAGAUAGCUUUGUGGGAGCACAGAAGGUGACUGUUCGAAGGCAGCUCCAACGGUCGUUUAUGAAGUACACGUUGCCGGUGCGGCAAGCCAGCUAG